GGCUCUGUUUCACCGACUCUCCCUCAGUAGGAUUUCCCCAACUUGCGACGUGAGGAAGCCUGAGAAACUCAUUUCGAAAGCUUCUGUAAUCGCCUUCUAAGAUUGAAAUCCGUGAUUCUUCCUCACUGCCGACCCCACCGCCACCCUCUCUCCCCUAGAUUAUAACCACAGUCCCACCAACGCGUCCCCAUCUCUCUUCUCCCAAUCCCUUACAUCCCCGGAGGAGGACCGAAAACUGGAGGAGACAAUGACAGAACCUGAGAAGCCAAGGCUCCGCGCUGCAAAGAUGUGAAAAUAAAAUAAUUUAAUCUUAACAAAAAUGCUUCUAAGCCAGUGGACUUUAUUUAUUGGAUUACUAUUUUUCUUUCCCCAGGAGUCCAUCUGCCUUAGCUCUUCAUGCACUUCAUUGGAAAUGCCAGUGAAGAAUGACAUUUUAACGAUGACGUCUCAUAAUUUUCAGCACAUUUUGUCUUGGAAAUUAAGCAGCAAUGCCAUUAUACCAACUCAUUAUACUGUGUCUUACACAAUUAUGAGUGCUUACAAAGAAUGGAAGGCUGUUGAAAAGUGCACAAAUAUCACAAAAUCAUCAUGUAACAUGACAGAUAUUUAUGAAACCAAUGAAACCUACUUGACCAGUGUAACAGGCUUCAAUUCAAAGAAAAAAUUAUUUGAAUGUGUGUUUGAAUUCUUACCCAUAACUGACACAAUUUUAGAUCCACCAGAAGUUAGCAUUUUUUAUUUUGAAGAUGCAAUCAAUGUCACUGUGCAUUUUCCAGAAUCCUUAUCUAUAAUAAAGAAUAAAGAAAAAGAACUUUUUUCAUCAGUAGUCAUUAAAGUGAAAUCGCAUGACAUGUCAGAACAAGAAUUAAACAUUGAAAUGGAUGACAGAGAAAAUGUAACUAUCGUAAUUGACUCUCUGAUGCCAAAUUCAAAUUACUGUAUAUCUGCUCACUGGGAGACAUUUUCCAAUAACGUACCACACUCUCCCUUAAAAUGUUUCAUCCUUUCUCCUAACCAAGAAUCAGAGUCAGAAGAAAUCAUUGCAAUGCCAUUAAUAUUUGCUACAUGUUUUAUCAUCUUCCCAAUAAUAAUUUCUGUGAUAUUCCUAAAAAAAACAGAAUAUAUAUGCAAGAAAAAAAAACAUUUUCCCAAAGCACUGGAUUUCCCAUCUAUCAUACCUGGUCCACUUCAAUUGCCUUAUGAGAAGGUUACAAGGGCAGACGUCAUUGAAAAGACAAAGAAGAAAAAAAUGUUUAAUGAGAGUGAUGACAAAAGUGACAGUGAUAAUGAAUCAACUCAGAAAAUAGAAAAUAACUAUACCAUGAAUGGCUUUAGCCCUAGAUCCCUAAGUCAGAACUCCAAAUUCACCUGGAAAGAAUAUAAUUCCAAUGAUUCUGACCCAGAUGAAACUGAAAGUCCAGAGUUUGAUCCUCCUGCGACUGACACAGAUAGUGCCACAUCAUAUCAAGUAAAAUCUGGCCCAGAUGAAAGUAGAAUAUGCCGUAUCUGGAGCAAUCUUUCUGAAGAUAGUAACUUUUCUUCUAGAUCAGAAGACUGUUUUAAUUUUAAUGUGAAUUUAAGUACUGUAUUUGUGGGAGACCCUGGAAAUGAUACAACAUCUGAAGAAGAUGCUGCUCAAAUAUUAUUGCCUGUGCAAGAAGAAAAAAUCAAUUUAGUGAAUUCAGAUGAAAUUGAAUUGAAACAUAUAACUCAUGCUACAUGUGUAAAAACACCACUUUUCCAUGUCCCAUCUAAAGAUCUCUGGUCUGAAAAUGCUUCCUCUGAUGAAAGUGUUACUUCAGAGUCAGAAGUGGACUUAGGAAAUGAUUAUAUAAGAAGAUAACUCCUAAUAAGUUAAACUCAUAGACAUCAUGAAUAUAAGAUGAUAUCUUAUUGUUUGUGUGUGGUUUUGUGUGUGUGUAUGUGUGUGUCUGUGUCUUUCUCUAUGUCUCUCCUCUCUGUCACUAGUUAUAUGUGGUCCCAAAGACUCAAGGGAAAAUUAAGGAGAUCAGACAAUGUAUACAACUCUCAUUGUAAAAGUCAAAUAUGUAAACUAUAUGUAUAGGGUGAUGUGAAGCAAAUUUUUUAUGUGUAACACUGUAUAACAUAUAUAUAUAUAACACAUAUACAACAUUGUUAUACAUAUGUGUAGCAUUUUUAUGUAUAUUAUAUAAAUACCUUAAAGUGAAAGUGCUCUAUAUUAAACUACUUUUACUAGACUUGAAAUUUGUUCAGUGGUAUUGCUCAGAAUGAAGAUCAUCCAUCAUGAUUUACUGUUAUAUAUAAGAGUUUCCUGAGCCAGAAGUUAGAUGUUUUUAGGAAGCAGAAAAAUUCAGACCUAAGAGAGGGGAGGGAAGGGAUAAGAUAAAAAGUUAAGAACGAAAUUGCUGGUUCAUAUAAGAAACAGAUAAAACUAAUAAAUUGGAACUGGCAAACUAGGUGAAGUCAAGGAAUAUCAUGGAAACAUGGAUGCAUAUAAUCAGGAAGAGUAGCAAGUCAUUAAUUUGUUCAGUGGCUUUCAGUUAGGUUUAGCAUUAGAACAACAGAAUUUGACAUCAAAGAACUUAGAUUUUGUCUCAGCAGAAUUUAAUAAAAGAAAAUUGAGGUGAGCUAUAUCAAUUUAUUAGUAAGGUGAAAAGCUGUUAAUUAAGUGGUUCAAAUGGAUCCCUAGGCCAGUUAACUCAGGGGAGGAAGCAUAGCUCCUUUAUAUAAGUAUAAAACAAAGAAUUAGGUAAAUAAGGAAAAUAAUGCAACUGGCUACAAAGCAUCAUGGAGGAUUUUUUGUUUUUAUUUUAAUUUAUUUUGUUGAUGUCUUUUAUGUAUAUUGCAUUCAUUUCCCCCUCUUCUCCCUAGAUUGAAACAUUCUUGUAUGAGAAAAACAGUAUAAAAAUAUUUAAUUCAGGAUUCUUUUAUGGCAAAUUAUUCAGCGCUUUGCCCUAGUACUUCCUCAUAUUUCUGCAAUGAGAGAGAAGAUAGGGCUGUUAAAGUCUCUUUCUCCAUACUUCCUCCUGGGUGAUGAGGCCAGCAGGUGCUGUUUGAUAAACACAAAGACUGCUGCUUCCAGAAUAAGAACCCAGUGUCUGACAAAAACUUUUGGGAAUAGUGGAAGGCAGAGUGGCAGGAAUUAGAUAUAGAACAAUCUCAUUCCAUACACCAAAGAGUGACAUCACAAAUGUGUUAGAAGAGUAAAGAGGAAAUUAAUUUUCAGAUCUGUAAAUAGUAAAAUAGUUCAUGAACAAAAAGUAAAUAGAACAAUUUCAUUUACCAAAUUUUCUUUAAAACUUUGUACAAGGAGUAGCUAGUUGGCCUUAAAGUCAGGAGGAUCCGAGUUCAAAUGUGACCUCAGACACUUAAUACUUCCUAGCUG
Sarcophilus harrisii (Tasmanian devil) is the source of this 3367-nucleotide messenger RNA. It is a transcript of the gene IFNAR2, whose product is annotated as interferon alpha and beta receptor subunit 2. Bases 320 to 1843 code for a protein of 507 amino acids. The transcript has 9 exons. The record is from RefSeq and is a predicted model, not a curated record. Lineage: Eukaryota; Metazoa; Chordata; Mammalia; Dasyuromorphia; Dasyuridae. Gene Ontology annotation, molecular function: interleukin-22 receptor activity; protein binding.